GUCUGUGCUACACCCAGUUGUUUAGUUGUUGUCGUUUGGCCUUUCUGGGUUUUGGCGGCUAGCCUUCAACCAUAUCAUUCCUUUCCCUUUUCUGCUUCUCUUCCAAUCUGCUUACCAUUUAAAGGAUCUAGCCCUUUUUGCAAUUAAUCCUCACCAUGGCUACUGAACCUGUACCAGCCCUACCCCCUCAUGCUUCUGCUGCUCUUGAGGCAGUUGAGGAGAAGGUGAAUGAGGAGCAUCUAAAAGCUACUGAAAAAGAGACUGUUCCUUCAUCUGAAGAAAGUGGGAAAAAAGAGGACUCCAAAGUCAUCGAAUCGAAAAGCUCAUCAAUUGAAUCAUCACAAUCGGGAGAGGCAGAGAAUAAGCAAAUUGAGCCUCCAAUUCCUGAGCUUCAAAAGACAGAUGAUGAUCCUGAACCAAUAGCUGAUGCUGUCAAGACCCAACCAGAGGAGCAACCGGCAACAGAAUCUGCUGGGGAAGAAGUGAAGGAGAAACUGUUAACAUCUGUGGAGAAAGUUCAAGGGGAGCAUACUGAGAUGGAUCAUGUACCUGAACCAUCAGUUGAACUAAAGGAGAAACUACUGGAAGCUUGUACUGUUGGAAAAUCAGAAAUGGGUGUAGUAGGAGAUGAUGAGGAUCCAGAAGUAUCAUCCAGUGGAAUCAACAAACUAGAACCAGUGGUUCCUGAAGUUGAAAAAACGUCUGAGCAACAAUCUGGAGUGACUGAAAAAUUGGACAUUUUGUCCAAGGAAAUUGAAAAACCAGAAACAGUAGCUACUGAAGUAGAGUUCAAAUCUGAGGAUCAACCUGGACUUAUUGAACAUGUUGAGACCAUGCCCAAAGAAAUUGAAAAACUGGAACCUGUAGCCGUCAAAGUAGGGGUAAAACCUGAGGGACAAUCUGUAGUUAACGAACAAGUUGAAAUUGAGAAACCAGAAGCAGUAGCUGAUGAAGACGAGGUAAAAUCUGAUGAACAAUCUGGAGUUACUGAACAGGGUGGGUCUACAUUUGGUGAAACUGGAAAGCCAGAACAAGAGGCAAAACUUGAGGAAGAAUCUGGAAUUAAUGAACAGGCUGAAACUACGUCCGAAGAUGUCGAAAAGCCAGAACAUGUAGCUACUGGAUUAGAGGGAAAACUCAAGGAAGAAUCCGAUGUCAAUGAACAGGCUGAAAUUAUGUCCCAAGAGGUCGAGAAACCACAACCAGUAGCCCCACAACAAGAGGCAAAACUUGAGGAAGAAUCUGGAGUUAAUGACCAGGCUGAAACUACGUCCAAAGAUGUCGAAAAGCCAGAACAUGUAGCUAGUGGAUUAGAGGGAAAACUCGAGGAAGAAUCCAAAGUUAAUGAACAGGCUGAAAUUAUGUCCAAAGAGGUCGAGAAACCACAACCAGUAGCCCCAGAACAAGAGGCAAAACUUAAGGAAGAAUCUGGAAUUAAUGAACAGGCUGAAACUAUGUCCAAAGAUGUCGAAAAGCCAGAACACGUAGCUACUGGAUUAGAGGGAAAAUUCGAGGAAGAAUCCAAAAUUAAUGAACAGGCUGAAAUUAUGUCCAAAGAGGUCGAGAAACCACCACCAGUAGCCCCAGAACAAGAGGCAAAACUUGAGGAAGAAUCUGGAGUUAAUGAACAGGCUGAAACUACGUCCGAAGAUGUCGAAAAUCCAGAACAUGUAGCUACUGGAUUAGAGGGAAAACUCGAGGAAGAAUCCAAAGUUAAUGAACAGGCUGAAAUUAUGUCCAAAGAGGUAGAGAAACCACAACCAGUAGCCCCAGAACAAGAGGCAAAACUUGAGGAAGAAUCUGGAGUUAAUGCACAGGCUGAAACUACGUCCAAAGAUGUCAAAAAUCUAGAACAUGUAGCUACUGGAUUAGAGAAAAAACUCGAGGAAGAAUCCAAAGUUAAUGAACACGCUGAAAUUAUGUCCAAAGAAGUUGAGAAACCACGACCAGUAGCUACUGAGGUAGAGGCGAAAUGUGAAGAACAACUUGAAGUUGAUAAAAAAGUUGAGACUAUGUCCAAAGACAUGGAGAAACAAGAACCUGCAGCUUCCGAAGUAGAUGUAAUAGGGGAAGUACAAUCUAGGAUUGAUGAGCAAGUUGAGAAUAUGUCCAAGGAAGUUGAAAAACCUGCAGUCGUGGUUUCUGAAAUCAAAGUGAAACCAGAGCGAACACCUGGAGAUUCAGAGGAAGUUGACAGUAAAGAUGAGAAAUUCGAGCCCAAGGAAAGCGUGGAGAGUGAAACUGCAAAAGAUGAAGGAAGUUUGGCUGUAAAGAUAUCAUUGAAAGGGAAGCCAAAUGAAAUCACAAGCUCGGAACAAAUUAUCUCAGCUGGUCAACAGGCUCAAGGUGAUUUAAAACAUGGAGGUGCAGCUUCUCUUCUUGAUUCCAAAGAAACUCUUGGCAUCAAUAAAGAGAAGGAAUUGAAUGGGGUUGAUAUAGUUGAGAAAUUGCCUAAAGAGGCCGUGGCAGAUAUGGGAAAGAUUGGAGAAGAGAACGAAGCAGAGACUGCAAAAGUUGAAGGCAAGAAUGAAGAGGAAAAUUUGAUAACUGAGAGAUCAAUUGAAUCCAUCAAAGUUGAAGAUGUAAAAGAUGAGACCCUGGCUUCAGUUGGAACCGACAGAGCAGGCAACAUAGAAAGAAACCCGAAUGAGGUCAAUGAACUGAUUCAAGCAUCCGAAAAAUCUGGUUUCGAAGAAAGCAUAAAAAAUGGUGCAGAAAAUCUCGAGGGUGGCAAGAUUGCAGAAACUGAUGUUCAAAAAGAUGGUGAGGACACAAAUCCGGCGCAGGACCCGCCAAAAGAAGCCCCAGCCAAGCCCACUCAAAAGCAAUCAAAUAACAUCAUAUCAAAGGUGAAACAAUCACUUGUGAAGGCAAAGAAAGCUAUCACUGGGAAAUCUCCAAGCAAAGGUGACAAUAAAGUUAAGUAAUAUGUAAAAAAGUUGAAAAGAGGCUUGCACUCUGCAUACUACGGAAGUGUUAUAUUCUCAUUGUUGUUGCAUAUAUAGUACAGGUGUUGAGAUGUUGGAUUUCUUUGUGCUGCUCGUCUGCUUUGGAAGUUUGCUUUGCCUAUUUGGUGGUCGAAAGUUUGUCUAUAGAAAGCAUAGUCUCAAUUGUUUUGCUCAAUGUUGUAAAAGAUUCUCUCUCUCUCUUUUAGUUUGUGCUAUUCAGUUGUAUGUAAUGUGAUUAUUGUUUGUUCAUGGGUGAGUGAUUGUUGUUAAUAAAAAACUUGACAGUUAUUUA
Messenger RNA from Tripterygium wilfordii, 3240 nucleotides. Its product is annotated as microtubule-associated protein futsch. Bases 156 to 2927 code for a protein of 923 amino acids. The record is from RefSeq and is a predicted model, not a curated record. NCBI's taxonomy places the organism in Eukaryota, Viridiplantae, Streptophyta, Magnoliopsida, Celastrales, Celastraceae. The transcript has 2 exons.